AUGGCUUCGUUAAUUAAAAAUCAGAUUAUAAAACGUUUAUCAAAGUUCGUGAAAAAUCUCUCAUCAAAUCAAAUCAAUUUAAGUACAUUGAAAGGUGAAGGCGAAUUAUCGUCAAUUGAUUUAGAUGAACAAGCUUUGGAAGAUGUUAUUGAAUUACCAACAUGGCUUAAAAUACAAAAAGCAACAUGUGGCCGAGCUUUUAUUAAAAUUCCUUGGACAAGUUUAAAAACAUCACCAAUUCAAUUACAAUUAGAUGAUGUAACUGUUGAAAUUGAAACAUGUGAACAGCUUCGAGAUUUACAUAAUUUAAAUGAUGCAACGAAUACAAAUGAUCCUUUAUUGGGUAAAUAUGGUUUUACUAAUCGAGCCAUUGAUGGUAUUUCACUAACAAUUACAAAUCUAACAUUCGCUAUCAAAGCUCAAGGCUUUAAAGCAUCAAUUUUUUUACCAAGUCUAGAAAUUUAUAGUAUAACACCAUAUGGAAAACGAGUUGAUACAUUAAAUUUAACUCGUCUUCGUAAUUCAGCUAAAGAUCAUAUACUUCUUUUUAAAGAAAUUUCAUGGCAAAAUGCACGUAUAGAAGCAUCAUCAAACGAUAAUAAUACGACAGCUGCAGCUAUACGUUUGAUUGCUAAUGCAUGUCGAAUAAGAAUUUCAAUGAAAAAGAAUCUUCAAGAUAGUAGUAUGGUAACAUCUCGUGUUAUGGUACAUUUUGAUGAUCUUUUAUCAGUUGUUAAUGAUGGGCAACUGAAAUCUGCUUUGAAUACGUAUAAAGAAAUUACACAAUUAAUGAAACGUGCAUCAGAACAAAGAAAACGCAAAGCUGGAGAUAAAUUAACAAAAUUAGAUCAACAACAAGCACCAUCAACGUUCCAACCGAAAGCACCAACGACAGGUACUAAUGAUCCAAUUAAUUCGACGAAUCCUUUAAAUGGACAACAACAAUCCAGUGAUCCUUUUGAAUAUUAUGAUGUUGUUGAAACAUCAUUACAUUUCAAUGUUAAACGACUUGAUUUACAUAUUAUUGCUGAUUCAGAAACACUCAGUGAACCUCUAGCUGAAAGUGGCGCACUUCAAAUGACUAUUGCAAAUCUUUCCAUCGAUCAUUAUCCUUAUCAUAUGUCUGGUUCACCAAAAAAACAUUGGAUUAAAUAUAGUGAAAUGUUAGCAUUCAAUCGAGAUGAAUGGAUUAAUCGAUUACAAGAAGAAUGGAAUGAACAAUUAAAUUUAGCGAAAAGUAAUGCACCUACUGAUGAAAUGUCCGCAAAACUAGAAAAAGCUCUACGAACAAAUCGUAUACGUUUAUUUGAAUCGUGUACUGUUUUAAAUAUUGAUGAUAUUGUAUUUUAUCCUGUUUCAUUAAAUAAAAAUAAUAAAGAUCAAAAACGUCGUCGACCAUUAAUUACAUCAGAUCGAACACAUUAUCAAUUACCAGAAUUUCUAGGUGUUAUUAAUGUUCAACAUACAGAAUAUUAUUAUCCAUUACCUUAUUCAUUUCCUGUACCAAAUAGUGAUUUAUAUAUUCAAAUAAUGCCUGUUGUUGUACGUGUUGAUUUUGCUACAUCAAGUUGGCUUGAUGCUUUUGUUUCAUCAUUAUCGAUGACUAUUGAUAACUCUGGUGUAUUAAAAACAGAUAAACCAAUUGUUGAUCUUGAACAUGUAGCAAUUAAAUUUGAGGCUAUGUUACCACGAAUUGUUGUUAGUUCAGAUAUGUUUUCUGGUGCUUAUGAAUUAGAAGAAGCUAAACAUAUAGAUAAUCCUGAGCCAGAUAUAUUAGAACGUAAAGAAGUAUCGAAUGAAAAAAAACUUGAAAUACUUGAAUUAAAUGUUUCAAAAUUAUUAAUUACAAAUUGUCGAACAGAAAUAACAAGUAGUAAAAAUAAACUUGAACAACAUAUUGAAUCAUUUAAAAAUACAAAUUUUUUUCAUCAAAAUCAAUGGCCAUUAACAAAUAAUCCAUCCAAUACAUCACGUAUUAGUCCAUUAUUUGAAAAACAUCCAUAUGAAACAUAUUUAUAUGAUAAUCCAUUAGCACAAAAAUAUGGAAAUAAAUUAUCAGAACCACAAACAGCUAAUGCAGCACUUCAUUCAUAUUAUACAAUGACAACUGAUUCAUUAAAAAAGUCUGCAAAAUAUGAUAUAUGGCAUUUUAAUGUUGAAAGUAUUUAUAUGGAUUAUAUACCAUCAUCACCAUCGGAAUCAAUUCGAUUAGCAAAACAAAGUAUGACAGAUACAUUUUCAUUAUCAGGUUGGGCAGUUAUUGAUGAAAAACAAAAUGCGGAUUCUAAACCAUCACCAUGGGCAAAUAUUUUGAAUAUUAUUGAAACACCAUCAGUAUUAAAAAUAUCUCAAAAACAAUAUACAUUCCUUAUGCAUUUAGUCGAUGAACUUGGUUUAUUUCUUGAUGUACUUGAUCGAAAUAAAGCUCAAAGUCGUUUAAUAAAACAAAAAUUAGAACAAAAAUCAUCACAAUUAGUAAACAAUUCUAUUUCUAAUGAUCUCAAAUUAACUAUAUGUUUAUUAUCACCAACAACAUUUACACUUGCUAUUAUUGAUGGUCUUGAAGAUGCUAUGAUUAAUCAUGCUAUGCCACCACCUUCAUCUGUUUUACCUGACGUAGACACUGAACCUGUUAUGCGUGAUACAUCUGAUUCAAAUAUUGUUGUUGAUUUAUUAACAACACCAGCAACAAUUGUUGCUAGUACAGCUAAAAUUGAACCACCACCAUCGCCAGCAAUUACUAUUAUUGAAGAUAAUCAGAGUAAUCCAAUGGAAAAUUUAAAUAAAGGUGGUAGUCGUGGUUAUGCUUAUGUUGAAUUUGAAGAUGAAGAUGUUGCACGUAUUGCAUCGGAAUCUAUGAAUGGUUAUUUAAUGUUUCGUUCAUUAAUUAAAUCACGUGUUAUGGAUAGAAGUAAAAUCGAUACUGAUAAAUUAUUUCAAAAUUGGAAAAAAAUAUUCAGUGUUAAAACACCAAAACAAAAACGUGCAUUAUAUAAUCGAGUUAAAUCCGAAGAACAAAUAACAAAAAGUAAUCAACGACGUGCUAAAAAAUUAUUAAAACAACAAGACAAAUUAAAUUCUAUUGGAAUUAAAUAUGAAUUAACAGAUUUUAUUCCAUUAGAAGCACUAAAAAAAGGUGAUGAAGACAAGAAAUCAUUAUCAUCAAAGAAGAAAAAUGAAGAAGUGAAAUCUCAAGUUUCAAAAAAGGAAAAUAUCAAAUCAUCUGAUAAAAUAAUAAAAAAGAAAAGUGUGAAAAAAUAA
This is a messenger RNA of Adineta steineri, 3261 nucleotides long. The record is from the annotation of a GenBank genome assembly. Lineage: Eukaryota; Metazoa; Rotifera; Eurotatoria; Adinetida; Adinetidae.